Molecule: messenger RNA, 1205 nt
Organism: Sinocyclocheilus grahami
Lineage: Eukaryota; Metazoa; Chordata; Actinopteri; Cypriniformes; Cyprinidae
Product: T-cell surface glycoprotein CD5-like
Exons: 7
Coding region: 65-808 (247 amino acids)
Biological process (GO): T cell costimulation
Cellular component (GO): plasma membrane
Source: RefSeq, a predicted model, not a curated record
UUUCCUUUCACUUCAUUUUUCUUGCACUUGCUCCACACAUUUGUUCUUGUCAGUCACAGGCAAGAUGGAAAACGCUCUGCUGAUGACUCUUACGGUGCUCCUGCUCCUUGGAGUUCAAGGAAUCUCAGCUCAGUCCUCGAACAACAUCUCAACCCCCUCAACCCCACGACCCACUAGUGCUACAACCUCCACUACCCUAUGGGCCACAUGUCCGAAAAUCAUAGAAUAUAUUACUAAAUCUGAUCUGUUCCGGCUGAAGGUUAUAUGGAAGGUCAGUCCAUGUGAAGGUCAGCUGUAUGUGUAUUCUCGUGAGCGUCAAGGGCCUUUGUGCUCUAGCAGCGACAUCUCAGCCAGCUGGUGGACUGAAGUGUGUAAGGACAGAAGAUGUGGAGACUUCAAGGGCUUUAUGCACACUUCAAGCCACGCUAAAGGUUUCAAGCUCACAACAAAUAUGACAUUCAUCGAUACUACUAAGUGCAACGGCCUGCGCAUCAUGUGCCAAGAUCCUCUAGGAACAGAGUUGGCUGCUUAUAAAGCAGUAACUGGCAUAUUAAUUUUCUUGAUCUUGGGUGUCAUUCUGGUUCAGUUCAGUCGGCCCACGUACAAAGCCAUCCGCAAAAGAUUUUCACAAAAACGUCAGAAUCGCUGGGUCGGCCCGACUCAGAGCGUGUGCUAUCACAGAGGUCAAGGACCCCCAAACAAAAACACAGACAAGAGACAGUCCUUUCCUGGUUUGGAGAGGCUGACGGUAAACCAGAGCAGAGAGCCCUCAUCCAACAGAAACAGUGACUAUGACUCAUACAGCUGAAGGCCUGUGCUCACAAAAGACUUACUGACCCUAAGCACAACCCUCGUCAUCUACAAUCAGCAGAUUGUUUUACAUUACACGGCUUUGGUUGUUUGGCAAGUCAAGAAAGCUGUAAAUAUCUUUGAAAAAUAUAGCUGAGAAAUUCAUUUAGGAUAAAAUAAAAAUAAUAAUUUAGUCUCAACAUAAGCACAAACGCGCUUACUUGGUAUAGCAUAGCAGGCUUCCUUUUAUUAAUUAUUCAUUGUUUAAUGCUAUGAUUUGCUUGAUUUGAUUUGCUGUGUUUCUUUUGGUAUUGUUUUUAAAUAGUCAGAAACAAAAUGGGAUUUCGCUCAUGUUCUGAAAGAUGAUGGCUUUUUAAAACAUGUUUAUUUAUGCAAGUGAUUGAUUUUUGAGUUGG